AUGUUGGAAAAUGUAGUGGCGUGGGUUCUUAACAAUUAUAUUGGAGAAUAUUUGGAAGAUUUAAACACUGACCAGCUCUCUGUUGCACUUUUAUCCGGACAAGUGGAAUUAGAAAAUGUUCCACUCAAAAAGACAGCUCUCAGAAAGUUGGAUUUACCAUUGGAAGUUAAAUCUGGACUUCUUGGAAAACUUACUCUUUCGGUUCCAAUCACACAUAUCCGAUCAGAACCAUGGACUCUGAAACUCAGUGAUGUACUUAUUAUUGUCGGUCCUCUAUCAGGAGAAAAACGAUAUGAUGUGGAAGCAGUUGAGCAAGUGGAGCAACAGAAAAAAGAACAAAUGCUCGAAGAACUUGAAUUGAGGCACAAAACAUCAUUGUUCGAUUUAUGUGGAAUCCCAAUUCCAGAAUCUCAAGAUUCGUGGUGGGGUGCAUCGUUAAUAUCGACAGUUCUGAAUAAUAUUCAAUUGAUUCUGAACAAUGUACAUAUCCGAUACGAAGAUAAUACUACGAUUCUUGGACAGACGUUCAAUUGUGGCAUAAGAAUUCAGAAAAUGACUAUGCAAACGACGAAUCACCAUUGGAAGCCUGGGUUUGCUGAACCACAAAAAGGAACAAAUACUUUCAAAAAGUUGGAUUUGACGGGCUUUAGCAUUUAUUGGAAUUCCAAUUCAACGAUGACUGAAAACAUCGAUGAUUCUAAACAAUUGAAGCAAAUUCUUGCUCCUGAAUCAUCGUCAAAUGCAUACAUUAUUCAACCAUGCAGUGCUGAACUGAGAAUGGAAAAGAAUUCGAGCAAGUUUCCAUUGAAAGCGAAAGUUCCAAGAUUCAAGUUUUUCAUGAGACCUGAUAUACUAGGUCUAGAAUUGACAAGACACCAAAUGACAGAGUUGAGAGCUGUAAAUCGAGAAUGGGCGCGAUUCGAAAGAGCAAGACAACAUCGGAAAUGGAGACCAUUAUGUACAAUUGGAGAAAACGCAAAAGAAUGGUGGAAAUUCGCAUAUAAUCGAGUACUCGAAGAAAGUCGAAGAACCAAUGCCAAUCGAACGUGGGAGUUCGCUCACGAAAGGGCGGCUCGUUUCAAUUCGUACUGUAGAGCUUAUCGCAAACGUCUAAUCGGCCUAAUUGCCAAUCCGAAUGCAAUUCAGCCUACAACCACCACCAAUUUUUCUGCAUCUUCGUCUAAUACGGCAACAUCAAAUGCUCUUGCAGUCGUUCCAACUUCAUCCACAAAUGGAACUUCAGCUACCUCCACACAUCUAGUUGAAAGUACGGCGAUAAUGAAGCAAAUCGAGCGAGAUGCACAAUAUACGUAUCAUGAGUUGCAUCUCUUCAGAGAAACAGUAUUUAGGAAAUUACUAAGAGAAAAAGAGAAAGAACUGGGCAUUACUGCCGCUAUUCCUGAUGCCGAAGAGACAUUCGAAACUUUGGAACCGCCUCCUGACGAAAUCAUAGUAGAAGAGCCUACCGUACCUACUGAGCCAGUUAGUGGUGGACUUUAUGGAUGGAUUACCGGAUUUUUCGGACAAGCUCAACAAGAUGAAAAACAAGAAGAAAAUAAGUUCGAUUUUGGCAACGUCGAUGUUGGAGAGCUGAAAGAAAUAAAUGUAAAAGAAAUGGAAGACGAGAUUCUCGAUGUUCUUCACGAGUCAUGGGAUGAUUCAACUCUUCUUCGAAGGGAUGCUUUACUGGCUCAGAUUUCGUUAAGGUUAGAGCAUUUGACGCUUCGAUUUGUUGAUGCUGAAGUGCACGAUGGAAUCGAACAACAAAGAGUUCUUGCUUUAGAAUUAUCAGGAGUCAGCUCUCGAUGGGAGCUCAGUCCAAAGCAACACUAUGUUUCAGUGGAUGUUACAGUUAACGAUAUGAGUGUUCAACGUCUUCGUUCUGGACACCCUCGACCGAAAAGCAAGCUUGCAGAGCUGUCCGAAUCUCUCCUAUAUUCAACUGCGGAAAGUACAAAAAUGCUGUUAACAGUUGGUAGAGAUGGAGAAGAUAUUUUAACAACAAAAGUGCCAAUGUUCAGUAUGCAUUAUAUUCGAAGAUCGCCAAGACUGAUCGUGAAACAUAUAGUCAACUGUCGUCUCAGACCUGUCAGCAUUGUUUAUGAAGAAGGAGCUCUCGAUGGAUUAUCUACUCUGUUUUCUGAUGAUCCAACGGUUUUCAACGAGAUUCUGAAAAAGGCCCAAUCUGUUGGGUCGGGUGAAACUGAUGACGAAUUGGUUGAUGUUAAAAUCAGCUCUGAGAAUGUCUCAAUUAUCGAAUCUCAUGUUUCUGUUAAUUUGACGCUCCCUGCAGUACGAAUGGAAGUCAGAGGAAGAGGAUGGACUAAACGGGAAACUCGAGCUUCUACGAUAUGGGAACCAGGAGAACCGAUUGCCUGUUUGAAUGCUGAGGGACUUGAUUUCAGUGUCAUUUCAAAAGAACAACACUUGACAAAUCUGAAACUUGCUAUUGGACACGUGGAAAUGAGAGAUAUGAUCGAGAAUACAUCAUACCCAUUGUUCACAACGUCUUCUCAAGUAUCCCAAAUGAAAUCAAUAUCCAAUUCGUGCCCAGAUCUUCAUAAGUCCAAUAAUAAGCCCCAUUCACGAGCAUCAAAAUCCGAUCAUAAUUAUCAGAAUCCCAUCGUGUCAUCUUCUGUCCCUGAUGAAUCAUUUGCAGAUUAUGUGAAACCAUUGAAUCUGACCACAAUGACAAUUACAUCUGCCACUUCAAUCGACAAUCAUGUCUUGACAAGUGCGGCGACGCCCCCUAUUCCGACGACUUCUGGAGUUAGUAGUCUGAAGCCAGAGAUGACGAUUAAGAUGGCCUAUGUUGACAAGAUGCAUACGCAAUUCGAAAGGAAGUAUAAAAAGGUAAAUAGGUAA
This is a messenger RNA of Caenorhabditis remanei, 2865 nucleotides long. RefSeq lists its product as uncharacterized. The coding region runs from base 1 to 2865 and encodes 954 amino acids. Gene Ontology annotation, biological process: protein targeting to vacuole; protein retention in Golgi apparatus; mitochondrion organization. Gene Ontology annotation, cellular component: extrinsic component of membrane. The record is from RefSeq and is a predicted model, not a curated record. NCBI's taxonomy places the organism in Eukaryota, Metazoa, Nematoda, Chromadorea, Rhabditida, Rhabditidae. The transcript has 6 exons.